This is a messenger RNA of Pocillopora damicornis (cauliflower coral), 1064 nucleotides long. RefSeq lists its product as uncharacterized. The record is from RefSeq and is a predicted model, not a curated record. Gene Ontology annotation, molecular function: calcium channel activity; protein binding; calcium ion binding. Lineage: Eukaryota; Metazoa; Cnidaria; Anthozoa; Scleractinia; Pocilloporidae. Gene Ontology annotation, cellular component: membrane. Gene Ontology annotation, biological process: detection of mechanical stimulus.
AUGUUGGUUCACCUUUAUCAACAACGUUUAGGUUUCUUCAAGUCUGUUUGGAAUAUGGUGGAUUUCUUUAUGAUUAUUUUCUCUGUAGCCUCUGUAGCAUUUUACAUGAUCAGAGCUAAAAGCGUUUUAAACACUAUCAAAUCUAUUCAAGCCAAUCCAUAUGAAAUCGUGCAUUUCCACAGAGCCUUGAAUUGGCUUAACCUGGAAAAUGCGUCCAUUGCUGUUGCUGUUUUCUUGGUGACAGUCAAGCUUCUGAAUCUGAUUCGUUUUAACCCACACGUAAUAUAUUUGUUUUCAUCUUUUCGCCAAUCUAUAGGCUAUCAACUCUCGUAUGUGCUCUUUUUUCUGAUCGUGUUUAAUGCAUUUGUUAUAACAGGUAUGCAGUUUUUCGGUGGUGUAGUAUUAGAAUAUUCCAGUUAUCUCGAUGCAGUCAUGUCUCAAUUUGAAUUCCUGUUAGGAAAAGCAGUCCCAAUGGACGCUCUUCGAAGGGACAGACCCUUCAUUGGUCCGACGUUUGCAUUUUUGUUUUGUAUAUCCACAAAUAUAUUUCUUAUGAAUAUGCUUGUUUCUGUCCUCAACGAAUCAUAUAGUGACGCAAAAUCAAACGCAGAGGAAAAUGCAAAAGAGCUUGAAAUGGCACGUUUUAUUGAGGAGCGUGUAAUGGACAUUUUCCACGAGGGAAGUAAUCGGACUGAGUUUAAGUUGUUUUGUGAUGAGACAAUAUUUGUCAACAUGUGCCUUUCUGAAGCAGAGCCAUUUUGUUUGAAUUCUGAAAGUAUUAUCCAAUGUACAGAGGAACGAAUGUUAAAAGCUGAAAAACGACUAAUUUUUCUCACUCGACGAACAGAGUACAUGGAGGCUGAUUAUUUGAAAGAGGAGAAUGACUUAAUUUACCUUUUAUUAGUAAUGAUAAAUCCUUCGGUGCGUGAUUCGGAAAGGAAAUCAAAAUAUGAUCUCUGAGUGCAGAGAUGUUUUACUGUAUAAUUUAGCUAAGUUUUCUUCCACUGAAAUUAUUUCUGGCUUUUCUACCAAGCGUAGAUAUUAUUGAAUGUUUAUUUUUAGAU